CCCCUCGGCGGCCCGAGCGCGCGCCUGACGCGUCCGCCACUGACUGACAGACGGACGGACUGGGUGGGUUUCCAGACCGCCGGCCAGCCAGCCAGCCAUGACCCCCGGCGCGGUGACCGCCGGCAGCGAGGCCCAGCGGCCGGGCCCGCGUUACUUCACUUGGGAAGAGGUGGCGCAGCGCUCGGGGCGCGAGCGGGAGCGGUGGCUCGUGAUCGAUCGGAAGGUGUACAACAUCAGCGAGUUCACCCGCCGGCACCCGGGCGGCUCCCGGGUCAUCAGCCACUACGCCGGCCAGGAUGCCACGGAUCCCUUUGUAGCAUUCCACAUCAACAAGGGCCUUGUGAAGAAGUAUAUGAACUCUCUCCUGAUUGGAGAACUGUCUCCAGAGCAGCCCAGCUUUGAACCCACCAAACAUAAAGAACUGACUAAUGAGUUCCGAGAACUGCGGGCCACGGUGGAGCGAAUGGGACUCAUGAAGGCCAACCACUUCUUCUUCCUGCUCUACCUGCUGCACAUCCUGCUGCUGGACGUGGCCGCCUGGCUUACCCUGUGGGUCUUUGGGACGUCCUUGGUGCCUUUCCUGCUCUGUGCGGUGCUGCUCAGCACAGUUCAGGCCCAGGCUGGGUGGCUGCAGCACGACUUUGGGCAUCUGUCAGUGUUUGGCACCUCUACCUGGAACCACCUGCUGCAUCAUUUCGUGAUUGGCCACUUGAAGGGAGCCCCGGCCAGUUGGUGGAACCACAUGCAUUUCCAGCAUCAUGCCAAGCCCAACUGCUUCCGCAAAGACCCAGACAUCAACAUGCAUCCCCUCUUCUUUGCCCUGGGGAAAGUCCUUUCUGUGGAGCUUGGGAAACAAAAGAAAAAGUACAUGCCUUACAACCACCAGCACAAGUACUUCUUCCUCAUUGGGCCUCCAGCCUUGCUGCCUCUCUACUUCCAGUGGUAUAUCUUCUACUUUGUUGUUCAGAGGAAGAAAUGGGUGGACUUGGCCUGGAUGGCCACCUUCUACAUCCGAGUCUUCCUCACAUACAUGCCGCUGUUGGGGCUGAAAGGCUUCCUGGGCCUGUUCUUCAUUGUCAGGUUCCUGGAGAGCAACUGGUUCGUGUGGGUGACACAGAUGAACCACAUUCCCAUGCACAUUGAUCAUGACCGGAACAAGGACUGGGUCUCCACGCAGCUCCAGGCCACGUGCAAUGUCCACCAAUCUGCUUUCAACGAUUGGUUCAGCGGGCACCUCAACUUCCAGAUCGAGCACCACCUUUUCCCCACGAUGCCCCGACACAAUUACCACAAAGUAGCACCCCUGGUGCAGUCCCUAUGUAACAAGUAUGGCAUCGAAUACCAGUCCAAGCCUCUGUUCUCGGCCUUCGCCGACAUUGUCCACUCAUUGAAGGAGUCAGGGCAGCUCUGGCUGGACGCCUACCUUCACCAGUAACAGACCCCUCCGCAUGGGAGACUGGAGCCAAAGCAGAGGGACACGAGGGACAUCACCACUGGUUCUUAUGGAGGAGGGUGGGUUCAGGGACAGAAAGAUCUGGGCUCACACCUCCCCCUUGCCUUAGAGGCACAGAUCUAGGACUAGCAGGGUAUGGGGGCACUUGGAACAACUCCCCCAGGGAGUGGAAGUCUGUUGUGUUGUUUCUUUUCUUAUUUUGGUGGUGGGGUUGGGCUUGCACCUCAGGACCUCAGGCUUGCAAGGCAGGCACUCUAGCACCUGAGCCAAGCCCCAGGAUUGCUUCUUUUCUCUACUUUGGUAAUACAGUUCGUGAGCAAAGGGCAAAAGGGGAGGGUUCAGAUGAGGGGACACCUCCUGAGCCCAAUGUCAGGCAAAUGUACCCUAAAACUCAUGUAUGGGGGCAUGUCUCCCUCUCCACUCUCACUCCCCACUUGCUAACCUCAGACUGAGUAGCUGAAUGCUUAGAGCAAGAUGUGAAAAGGCUUCGAGUCACUUGUGUAGAAUUUUCAGUGUUGACCCAGCCUCCCUCGUCUUGGAGCUCCGCUUGAUGCCCUGGCCAGGUGUCCACCCACAUCUAGCUGGGGCUGCCACAAGUCAUUUUCCAGCUUAGGAGCAGCCAGGGCAAAGGCCAGGAGCGUGGUUUGGGAGUCAUUGGGCUGAUGAUCCUGGCACCUCUGGUUUUGCUUGUGUUGUACCCUGGUUCCAGAGGGAAUGAGAGGCAUGUUUUUCUGCUGAGCAGAUAGACAAGUCAUUGGGUGGUGCGAAAAAUGCCUUUGAUCUUCUUCUGACCUCUGGUUAGAACAGACAUCUGCCAAGACUGGGAGCAUGCUCCUUGCAAGGAGGAGAGGGGAGAGUUUGCUUUCUUCCCCAGAAACGAGUGGGCUUCCCCAUUGUUUCAUUUGCUUCCCACUCUGUAAUUCCAUGUUUAAUAAAAUAGACGCAAGCACAAAUGAUAAAAAUUUGAGUCAUAAAGUGUAUGAGUGAUAAGUAAAAACAACUUGUAUUCCCUAAAUUCUAGCAUUGGGUUAAACCACUUCCUAGUUGUAGUAGGUUCACACACUGGUUUAUGAUUGUCGUUGCAGUCAGGUCUCUGUCCACUCUUGCUCCGCAUCUUACUGUCAAGAUCAGAUAGGAAUUUAGGAUAAUUUUCCCAAAGCCUAUCAGUCUAACACCGAAACAGUCUGCUUAAUCCUCUGGUCAGAAAAGAUAAGAACCAUUGAACACUUGGCCCCAAAGCAAACAUAGGAAUAUGUAAAUAUCUCCCUCCAGAAUAGGUGCUCAUCCCUCUACAUUCCUGUUCCCUGCCCCCUGGGAUGUGAAUGGUGGCACCAGCCAAUCAUGCCAGCUAGCUCUGGGCACAAGCCACCAGUCAGAGCAAACACUGGUGCACCUGCUCUACUGUGCCAAGACCAGGCCUUCUCGGCCUUCACCUGUGUGGCCUCACACGGUCACAGGGAGAUGGAGUGACAGAAGACUAGAAAUAGUAAAGCGGGUAGUCUCAGAUGGACUGCUGAGGAAAAGCUGGCCCUGCGUCUUAGAUGGUGACGGGCAGUCCACAUACCUCACUGUUUUACGACUCUGAUUUCAAAAGUUGUUGUUUUUUUUAAAUGACUUUCACCUUUCUCCUGUCAUGAGGUGUUCUUUUUAAUUGGGCCCAAUGUCAGUGUCUUCUAUGUCAUUGUUAGCACAUCCUGAUGAAGUAAAGCUAAAACAUAAAGUUAAUGUUGACCAAAUAAAAACGAUUGGUUUU
Molecule: messenger RNA, 3206 nt
Organism: Perognathus longimembris pacificus (Pacific pocket mouse)
Lineage: Eukaryota; Metazoa; Chordata; Mammalia; Rodentia; Heteromyidae
Gene: Fads1
Product: fatty acid desaturase 1
Exons: 12
Coding region: 98-1435 (445 amino acids)
Biological process (GO): lipid metabolic process
Cellular component (GO): membrane
Molecular function (GO): oxidoreductase activity, acting on paired donors, with oxidation of a pair of donors resulting in the reduction of molecular oxygen to two molecules of water
Source: RefSeq, a predicted model, not a curated record